Molecule: messenger RNA, 3037 nt
Organism: Coccomyxa subellipsoidea C-169
Lineage: Eukaryota; Viridiplantae; Chlorophyta; Trebouxiophyceae; Coccomyxaceae
Product: Metallo-dependent phosphatase
Exons: 20
Coding region: 1-2439 (812 amino acids)
Molecular function (GO): metal ion binding; acid phosphatase activity
Source: RefSeq, a predicted model, not a curated record
AUGGUGGCGCCGUGGCUUACAGCAGGGACCGUCGUGAUCUUGUUAUGUGGGGCAUCUGCUCAGACCAUUACACAGCUGGUGCCAGGUUUUCAGGCAACACCUGGAUUUACAGUGUCGACAGACAUCACAACAUUGACGACCUCAGGGCAGUUCGUGACGGUGUCCUGGACGGGCAACCCAAGCCCCACCAACAACGAUGCCAUCGCUGCCUACGUGCUCGCGCCAAACGUGACAGUGGACGGCCUGUCUCCCUUCAAGUUCCAGUGGAUCAACCGCUCGCCCGGGGCUGAAUCAUCCGGAUCUGGAUCCCUCAAGUUCCAGGUAUUCAAUCAGCGCUACCCUACGGUGUUCCUUUACUUCAGCAACAUUACCAGUGUGGGCUUUGGCAAUGUGGCAUGGAGCUCCAGCAGAGUGAAGGCUGUCAGCCCACCCAUCGCCAUCAAUCCCAACGAGCCCACUCAGGGUCACCUCACAUUCACAAGCACCCAGGGGGAGGUGAGCGUGCAGUGGACCACGAGGGAUGUGGGCACGCCAGUCGUCAAAUUUGGCACCUCAUCAGGCCAGUACGGCGCUCCAGUGCCGGCCAAGACCGGAGGCUACACCCGCGACAUAAUGUGCGGCCAGCCGGCAAGCACCUACGGCUAUUUUGACCCGGGUUCCCUGCACUACGGGACCAUUGCGGGCCUGGCACCGAACACAAAGUAUUACUACACCUAUGGUGAUGCCGUACUGGGUCUGUUUGCGCCCGAGUCCUCCUUCGUCACCCCUCCGCUGCCGGACUCAUCUGCUGCUGUGCACUUCCUGGCAUGGGCCGACGCCGGGCAGGCAAACGCAGCUGAUUACGAUGACAUUGACACGUCGCCUGAUGGCACGGAGGCGCACACAUACUGGACAGCCUAUGACACUUGGGAACAGGAACAGGCGACUCAGCCGUCAUCCCUGAAGCUUGUGCAACGGCUGUUGGAUGAGGUCAAGACAUUCAAGCCGACCCUGGCAAUUAACAAUGGUGACAUCAGCUAUGCCAGGUUUGGCACCAGAUCCAACUACAACCCCAAGGGAAGUGUCAGCCAGUGGGAUGUCUACUUUGAGCAGUACAAGUCGCUGUACACCCAGCUCCCUGUCAUGUCUCUCCCAGGCAACCACGAGCGUGACUGGCCCAACACUGGUGACCGCUUCUACCCGCUGCAGAGCCGCUCCGACUCCGGUGGCGAGUGUGGCAUUCCCUACCAGCAGCGCCUGCGCAUGCCCACCAAAAACAGCACCAACGAAUGGUACUCCUUUGACCACGGCCCCAUCCAUUUCAUCCAGACGUCCACAGAACAGCCCUUUGGAGCAGGAUCACCCCAGUGGCAGUUUGUGGUUGCCGAUCUGAUGGCUGUGGACAGGUCCAAGACUCCGUGGGUUGUUGUGGGAUUCCACCGCCCCAUUUACACCACGUCUCUGGAGGGUGUCACUCUUGCGUCAGACCUGCAGGUUGCAAAUGACCUGAGAGACGCUUAUGAGCAGAUCUUUUUCCAAUAUGAGGGUGACCUGACCCUCUCUGGGCAUGUGCACCUGUAUGCGCGCACAUGCCCUGUGCUGAGGAAGGGCUGCCUGGGAUUCAACAAGACCACCGGCGCCCCCAACGCACCCAUCCACCUCUCCAUCGGCAACGGAGGGUAUGCCAUGAGUUGGUUCGUCAACCACGACACGCCAGACUACUUUGACGCGCACAUCCUGGAGCAUGGAUACAUUCGGGCCGAGGUUGACGCCACCUCUCUGCACAUCACGGCCCUUGCGAGUGAGACUGGCAAGGUGAUGGACGACUUCACCAUCAAGAAGGCGGCCGGUUUCAAGCCAGACCUCAACGCUCGCAACCAGUUCCUCUACAGCGGCUACCAGCCAAACUACAAGCCCACCUUCCUGGAGGCAAGACCCACCACUGCCUUCUUGCCCUUCUCUGAGCUUUACCCAAAUGCGUUCUGCAUUGACGGCACAGAUCCCGGCCUCAGCCCGGACACAGUCUUCUUCAACCUCUUCUUCAAGAAUUUGGCUGCUGACCUCAAGAAGGACAAGGCUCUGCUCGCCAGCAUUGCCAACGCCAGCUUGGUGGUCGGUGGACCCAACCAAGAGGACAACGUGCCAAACCUGUCCGAGAUAUUUGAUGCUUAUGCUAAGAUCCUACGGCGCCCCAGCUUCCUCAAGGAGAACGGCAUUACGGACCCCACUGUUGCAGCAAAGUUCAUCUACAAGGCCUUCCUGCCCCUGUUCCAGCAGUUUGACAAGAACCGCAUCGCUGCGGCGCUGAACCCCAGCCUUGACCCCAAUGUCUUGAAGGAUCCCACGACGUCGACUGCAACGGAGACCUUGGACCCUUACAGGAUUGUUGGCAACAUAGCCAGCAACAUCAAGAACCCCCUUGUCUUCAACCAGGAAGAUACCACCACUUCCACACCCUAGGUUGUGUGGCUAGCUAGUGCUAGCUAUAGCAAGUGUCUCAGCUGCACUACUGAGCAGAUCAUAGGUCAGAUUGCCUCAUCAUUUUUGAUUCCGAAUCAGUGAGUCACAGCCUGCUCAGAUGACUUUGCUGGCAAAGUUUGGACUCCUCAAUUUAUUUGUGAGCAGCAUGUGCUAUUGCCCAUGCUUCUGCUCAGAGGUUUUGACCCAUACAUAAUUGUUGGAGAAUUGCCAGUCAGUAUGAACCCUAUUGAGUUCAAGUACAUAGACUCCUCAGAUAUUGAGCCCAGUGGUCCGGUGCAAGAAGAUUUGUAUGGCUGGUGGGACUAGCCCCUGCUUGCAUCAGAGCAGAGCAAGCUCUCGCGCCGGUCACAUUGACAUGGUUGGAGCUUGUAUGCAAAUGCUUCAGACACCGCUGUUCAGCUGCGCGUAGGCAGGGAAUUGUUUUAUUAUUGUCACAUUUCAUGUUUAGGGGAUAGCGAGACAAAUUACAGAGCAUGAUUGUCACAGUGUGGACCAGAAAAUUGAUGUCAGCAGGGGUGUAUGGUGGGAUUUUAUAACGCUUAUUGACGUGAUGCAGAUGUUGUAACAAAUUGUUACU